UACCUCAUCUCUCAUCGCUUUGUUUGUUCUAUUCCUUCCUUCUAUAUAGCUUGUUUUUCCAGUCAUGCAGCAGGCACUUCCUCGUAAGGUUAAUACUGAACUUGGUAUCAAAUCCCCUGCUGCCAAGUUCUACAACCUCUUCGCAACGAAGCUUAACUGUGUCCAAAAUCUUUGCGAGAGAGUGCCUGAAACCAAGCUUCAGGAAGGUGACUGGCAUGUCGUUGGCUCGGUCAUAAACUGGACUUACGUUAUAGAUGGCAAGGUAAACACAUGUGAUGAGCGUAUUGAAGCCAUUGAUAAACACAACAAAACAAUCAAAUACAGCCUCUUCGGUGGAGAUAUCAGUCGCAACUUUAAGACCUUUACACUCAUCCUUCAAGUGACUGAUAAUAUUGAUGGCAGUGGUGCUGCUGUUAAAUGGACUAUUGAAUAUGAGAAGCUCCAUGAGGAUAAUGAACCCCCACAUGGCUGGGUGGACUACUUGAAUAAAUGCACUGGAGACAUUGAUGCUAAUCUUUUCAAGGUUUAAUCAGCUCCACAGGUUAUGAUGAAGAAAAAAGCAAAUAAUUAAUAAAUAAAUGGGCUUGGUUUGGGGAAUAAAGUGCAUAUCUAUAUAUAUAUAUAUAUAUAUAUAUAUAUAAUCAGUGUGAAGUUUGACAUGUAAAAUAAUUGAUCGAGAUGCUCCUUUAAUUAUUUGUGUAAAGUAAAGAUGCAUGCUUCUCGGUGAAGUUUAUGUUAAAGGGUUCGUCAUACUACAAUAAAUAAAUGGAUAUUCGUGUGUGCUUUA
Molecule: messenger RNA, 787 nt
Organism: Lotus japonicus
Lineage: Eukaryota; Viridiplantae; Streptophyta; Magnoliopsida; Fabales; Fabaceae
Product: MLP-like protein 31
Exons: 2
Coding region: 65-529 (154 amino acids)
Biological process (GO): defense response
Source: RefSeq, a predicted model, not a curated record